Molecule: messenger RNA, 1369 nt
Organism: Colletotrichum navitas
Lineage: Eukaryota; Fungi; Ascomycota; Sordariomycetes; Glomerellales; Glomerellaceae
Product: class II aldolase and Adducin domain-containing protein
Exons: 3
Coding region: 341-1255 (304 amino acids)
Cellular component (GO): cytoskeleton
Molecular function (GO): actin filament binding
Source: RefSeq, a predicted model, not a curated record
CCUUCUUCGCCUAUGCAGAUGGUGUCCCCGUCUGGCAAUACUAAUUUAGCUUUCCAACCAAUUGGAUCGGCAUGCCAUCAACCUAGGGCCGGUAUCCUGUACGCCAGAAACCUAGAAGUCUAAAGGUCGCGGAGCGACAUCCGCGGCUUUCGGGCUUGGGAUCGGCAAGUGCGCUAUGGCCACUCACUACUUUUAGCUGGUUGGCAGCCUUCUUUGGAUAUCAUAGCUUUCUCUCUCUCUCAACCAACUCCAACCAGAUUCUCCUGACUAUCCAUCGCUCAAUACAAGCUACGCUCGGCUCAACAUAUAGGACAAGUGACUCACGUACAGAGAUCAAGCCAUGGCUCCCUCCACCUCCGUCAACCACCCACCCCAGAAAGAUGCCUCGGAUGUCAGCCACAGCAACGGCAACGGCAACGGCACUUCCCACGUCUCAAAGCCGGCUACCAAGCAUGACGAGGAGACUAUUCUGAAGCCGUCGGACUUCCCCAUGCCUCAAAAGUUCGACGACCCGUACAAACAGCGGCAGCAUCUCAAGGAGCGGCUGGCCCUGGGAUUCCGCAUCUUCGCCAAGAAUGGCUUCGACGCCGGCGUGGCAGGCCACAUCACGGUCCGCGACCCCGUGGAGCCGGAUACGUUCUGGCUGAACCCUUUUGGCGUUGCGUGGCCGCUCCUCAAAGCCUCUGACCUCAUUCGCGUGAACGCCGAGGGCAAGGUCGUCGACGGCGGCCCCGUGAAGCUCCUCAACACGGCCGCCUACAUGAUCCACCACGCAAUCCACGAGGCCCGCCCGGACAUUAUGUGCGUCGCCCACUCCCACUCCCUCUACGGCCAGGCCUUCUCAACCCUCGGCCGCAACCUCGACAUCAUCAGCCAGGACACCUGCGCCUUCUACAACGACAUCGUCCUCUACAACUCCUUUGGCGGCAUCGUCCUCGGCAAGGAGGAGGGGCUGCGCAUCGCCGCCGCCCUCGGCGACAAGAAGGCCGCCAUCCUCCAGAACCACGGCCUCGUCACCUGCGGCAAGUCCGUCGAGAGCUGCGUCUACUGGUUCCUGAGCCUCGAGCGCUGCUGUCACCAGCAGCUCCUCGCCGACGCCGCCGCGGGCGGGCGGGGCCACGAGACGGUCAAGGUCGACCGGGAGGACGCCGAGUUCACGUUCAAGUCGAUCGGGACGGAGAUCGCGGGCUGGUUCUCGGGAAAGCCGGCUUUUGACAUGAUGGAGCACGAAUCGGGAAUUGAGUAUAAGAUGUAGAUUCAUGUUACUUUUUUUGGUCCACUCCCCUCACACCGGGAUUGGCAAUGAUGGCUUUAACGAUUAAUGCAUCAAGAUGGUGACCAACACCUAUCGACGAUUGUACGAUUUGUU